AUGUCGAUUAAAGCACUCGCUGUUCUUCGACUGAACGAAGCAUUAAACAAAAAUAAACGCUCCAAAGGCUUCGUUUGUUUUACUAUGUUACCUGAUAAACGGGUAAAGAUCAAUGUAAAUAUCGAAGGUCUCUCUCCUGGGCUGCAUGGCAUACAUAUUCACGAAUACGGGGAUAUGAGUAACGGUUGCAUCUCGGCCGGUACUCAUUUUAAUCCACAAAAAAAGACACAUGGUGGUCCGUUAUCAAAACAACGCCAUGUAGGAGAUUUGGGAAACAUCAGAGUAGACCACAAUAGGAAGGCUAAUAUUACUAUUUACGACCAUUUAAUCAGUCAGAGACUGCUCGAAGAGCAAAUUGACCGGAAAGUAUUCGGUUAUUGGCCGUGCUAUAUUUAUUCACGAGUUGCCAGAUGA
This is a messenger RNA of Rhizophagus irregularis DAOM 181602=DAOM 197198, 414 nucleotides long. RefSeq lists its product as uncharacterized. NCBI's taxonomy places the organism in Eukaryota, Fungi, Glomeromycota, Glomeromycetes, Glomerales, Glomeraceae. Gene Ontology annotation, biological process: superoxide metabolic process. Gene Ontology annotation, molecular function: copper ion binding. The record is from RefSeq and is a predicted model, not a curated record.